This is a messenger RNA of Lacerta agilis (Sand lizard), 1088 nucleotides long. RefSeq names its product RAB10, member RAS oncogene family (gene RAB10). Lineage: Eukaryota; Metazoa; Chordata; Lepidosauria; Squamata; Lacertidae. Bases 71 to 673 code for a protein of 200 amino acids. The record is from RefSeq and is a predicted model, not a curated record. The transcript has 6 exons. Gene Ontology annotation, biological process: cellular response to insulin stimulus. Gene Ontology annotation, cellular component: Golgi apparatus; insulin-responsive compartment; recycling endosome. Gene Ontology annotation, molecular function: GTP binding; GTPase activity.
GGGAGGGAGGGAGGCCUGUGGAGGCGGAGCCUGGCGAGGGAGGGGCGCGUGGCGCGGCGGGGGGGCCCCCAUGGCGAAGAAAACCUACGACCUGCUCUUCAAGCUGCUGCUGAUCGGCGACUCGGGCGUGGGCAAGACCUGCGUGCUCUUCCGCUUCUCCGACGACGCCUUCAACACCACCUUCAUCUCCACCAUCGGGAUAGAUUUCAAGAUCAAAACAGUUGAAUUGCAAGGAAAGAAGAUCAAACUGCAGAUAUGGGACACAGCAGGGCAGGAACGGUUUCACACCAUCACCACCUCCUACUACCGAGGUGCCAUGGGAAUCAUGCUAGUGUAUGACAUCACCAAUGCCAAAAGCUUUGAAAACAUCAGCAAAUGGCUCAGAAACAUAGAUGAGCAUGCCAACGAAGAUGUGGAGAGGAUGCUGCUAGGUAACAAGUGUGACAUGGAUGACAAGAGGGUGGUGCCCAAAGCAAAAGGCGAACAGAUUGCAAGGGAGCACGGUAUUAGGUUUUUUGAAACUAGCGCAAAAGCAAAUAUUAACAUUGAGAAGGCAUUCCUCACGUUAGCAGAAGACAUUCUUCGAAAGACCCCUGUAAAAGAGCCCAACAGUGAAAAUGUAGAUAUCAGCAGUGGAGGUGGUGUGACGGGAUGGAAGAGCAAGUGCUGCUGAACGUGCUCCCCUCCUCGCCAAGCGCCAUCUUCCUCCUCCUCCUCUUGCUGUGGAAUAAACCACUUUGCCCAUUUUUAACCUUAAAAAAAAAUACUUUUUUUUUUGUUCCUCAUCUUAACAUGGCUCCACUCUUUCUUUGUUCUUCUGUUUCGGGAGAACUCGCUGACGAUAAUUUUCUGGAAACUGUAUUAAAAUCAUGUCUGACUCUUUUCUUUUAAUGUACCAGCUCAACUCGGCGUCACAUCCUGGUUGUAUUAUAGCCCAGUCUUAACAUUAAAACUUAGAGCAAAUCAUUUCAGCUCCAGUCUGCAAAUUGUACAAGAAUAAAACUUAGCAUUAACAGUUUAUUUUGUACAGCAGUGGGGUUUUGUUGAUGAAUACUGUGCUUAAGUCACCAUAUUUGCAUCGGCAAAAA